Messenger RNA from Acanthosepion pharaonis, 1005 nucleotides. The record is from the annotation of a GenBank genome assembly. NCBI's taxonomy places the organism in Eukaryota, Metazoa, Mollusca, Cephalopoda, Sepiida, Sepiidae.
AUGUUUACUAAUAUCUCUCUCUCUCUCUCUCUCUCUCUCUCUCUCUCCCUUGUGUUCUCUCUCUCUCUCUCUCUCUCUCUCUCUCUCUCUCUCUCUCUUUGUCGUCGUCUUUCAUCCUCUUUUCUGUCACAUGCCUUUUGCUGUCCACAUAUGUUGAGCACCUUUUACAUCUCUUUGCUUUUCUUCAAAACGGCGUUCUUUACUGGUCUUCCCCGGCUCGGCCAUGGUGGAUCAGUCCACCAGCCGAUUGCGAAAAUGGAGAGUCAAUCGUCACGGGAGGAUCAAGAUGAUGAUGAUGAUUUCAUCUCGUCGCCUGUACAGUCGCCGAAUCCAGCACUGAUUGCACAUCGACGGGGCAGUCUACAAAUUUCGUUGCAGGAGCAGGACUCGGCUGACUAUCGGGUUGUUAUAAUGGGGGCCGCACGAGUGGGUAAGACGUGCAUUGUGUCCCAAUUCUUGCAUGACAAGUAUCUAACCGAUUACCACGAAACAAUCGAAGAGCUACACCGUGGGGAGUUUGUUAUGGACGGCACCCGAGUUAUCUUAGACAUUCUCGAUACUUCCGGUGCUUUCCAGUUUCCGGCCAUGCGCAAACUAGCGAUCGCCACGAGCGACGCCUUUGUGUUGGUGUUCUCAGUUGAAAGUGAAGACUCUUUCAAGGAGAUGAAAAGAGUGAGAGAUAUUAUCCUGGAGGAAAGAGAAACGUGGGAUGUACCGAUUGUCAUUGUAGGAAAUAAGUGCGACGUUGAAGAGAAAAGUCGUAUAAUUGAAAAAGAAACAGCCGAAGCUUUAGUCGCGGUAGAAUGGGGCCAUGGCUACGUGGAAACCUCAGCCAAAGAGAAGAUUAACAUUGAAGAUAUAUUCAAAGAAUUGGUGUGCCAGGCGAAGGUUCAACAGUACCGACGAAUGCCGUCGUACAGGAGAGGCCGGAAAUCAAUGCCGGAAAUAUCAUUAAUGAACACCAUCACUAAAAGAAAAAAACGACACAGCUGUAAUAUAUCAUGA